GCAUCCGGGUCCUGGGACUCCGCUCUCCUCUCCGGGCCGGGUUCUCUCCUGGGCUGCUGUGUGUUAGUUGUUCCGGCUGUUCCAGCAUCGACCACGCAGAUUUAAACUUCUCGCUCUGGGAACUGUGCAUCACCAUAAUGAGGCUUGUAAUUCUUGAUAACUAUGAUUUGGCUAGUGAAUGGGCAGCAAAGUACAUCUGCAAUCGCAUCAUUCAGUUCAAACCUGGACAGGACAGAUACUUUACAUUGGGCUUACCAACAGGGAGUACACCUUUAGGUUGUUAUAAAAAAUUAAUAGAAUUUCAUAAGAAUGGAGACCUUUCAUUUAAGUAUGUGAAGACCUUUAACAUGGAUGAAUAUGUAGGCCUUCCCAGAAAUCAUCCUGAAAGCUACCAUUCAUAUAUGUGGAAUAACUUUUUUAAGCAUAUUGAUAUAGAUCCUAAGAAUGCUCAUAUACUUGAUGGAAAUGCUAUAGAUUUACAAGCAGAAUGUGAUGAUUUUGAAAAAAAAAUAAAAGAAGCUGGAGGAAUUGACCUUUUUGUUGGAGGAAUUGGUCCAGAUGGUCAUAUCGCUUUCAAUGAACCAGGAUCCAGUUUAGUUUCAAGGACAAGAUUAAAGACUCUAGCAAUGGACACCAUUUUGGCAAAUGCUAAAUAUUUUGAUGGAGAUUUAUCAAAGGUUCCAACUAUGGCUCUAACAGUUGGUGUGGGGACAGUAAUGGAUGCUAGAGAAGUUAUGAUCCUCAUAACAGGUGCACAUAAGGCAUUUGCUCUGUACAAAGCAAUAGAAGAAGGAGUCAAUCACAUGUGGACUGUCUCAGCUUUCCAGCAGCAUCCACGAACUAUUUUUGUAUGUGAUGAAGAUGCCACUUUAGAAUUAAGAGUUAAAACUGUGAAAUACUUUAAAGGUUUAAUGCAUGUGCACAAUAAACUUGUGGAUCCUCUAUACAGUAUGAAAGAAGGAAAUUGAAGAUUGGAGCAAAUUCUGCUUGAACAGAACACUUCAUAAGUGUAAAUGAAUUUGCAGCUAUGCAAUAUGAUAAAACCUUGGAGUUUUUUUUAAGAUGGUUAUUUUGAAUUUCAACAUUUAUAUGUUAAACAUUCCACAUUUGGAAAGUGUCCACAUUUUAUACUAGAGUUUAGAAGUCAGUGACUUUCUCAAUUAAACAGCUUUUUAUUGAAUGAAAUCUCUUAGCUACC
This is a messenger RNA of Suncus etruscus (white-toothed pygmy shrew), 1198 nucleotides long. It is a transcript of the gene GNPDA2, whose product is annotated as glucosamine-6-phosphate deaminase 2. The coding region runs from base 138 to 968 and encodes 276 amino acids. The transcript has 7 exons. Lineage: Eukaryota; Metazoa; Chordata; Mammalia; Eulipotyphla; Soricidae. Gene Ontology annotation, cellular component: cytoplasm. Gene Ontology annotation, molecular function: identical protein binding; glucosamine-6-phosphate deaminase activity. Gene Ontology annotation, biological process: carbohydrate metabolic process; N-acetylneuraminate catabolic process; D-glucosamine catabolic process. The record is from RefSeq and is a predicted model, not a curated record.